CGAUAUUUUUACCACACAGCAAUUUUUCAGCUCAGCUAAAAUUUUCACAAUAUUCAACGAUUAGCAUCAUUUCAAAAUAAAUAAAUAUUCGAUUCAAUACGACAACGCGGAAUUCCGCACAUCAGCUGGUUGUCACUGAUAUGUCAAGUUUGACUUUUAUUAUUAAAAGCAAGGGUAUUUCUUGUAAUUUACAAGCAAAUUUUUCGCGAUUGUUUUCAUUACUAUUUAAGUACUAUCAAAGUAAAAUAAAGUGUAUUAAAACAUAAAAACACGCAGAUAAAAUGCGUGAACUACCAAAAACACUCAGCAUUACGGUGCCCACACCUGGUAGUACAGUGCCAUCAGGAGCACCAUCCUCCACUGGAAGACAGGCUAGCCUUGAAGACAUACAUUUAGAUCAGUUCCUCAAAACAUCUAACUAUGAAGAUACAGUGAAACAAUUAGACAUAUACUAUGGCAUUGUCAAACGACAAUUAUUGCGCUUCCAAAGUCCCAUAACUGGUCUAUUUCCGGUUAUGAGUACGGAUCAUGAAGUGGGCUCAGUGCGUGAUAGUGUUUACUGCGCAGCAGCUGUGUGGAGUUUAUAUCAAGCAUAUCGUCGUAUUGAUGAUGACCGCGGCAAAUCCUAUGAAUUGGGUCAAUCGACUGUGAAGUGCAUGCGCGGCAUUCUAGAAUGUUGGGUGAAACAGGCACGUCGUGUGGAAGUUUUCAAACAGCGUCAAUCCAAUCAAUAUGCUUUGCAUAGUAAAUUUCAUUUGCAUACUGGUGAAGAAAUUUACGCCGAUGAUGCCUACAAUCAUUUGCAAAUCGAUUUGGUAUCUUUGUAUAUAAUAUUUUUGGUGCAAAUGAUCACAUCGGGUUUGCAAAUUAUCUACACGCAGGAUGAGGUUGCUUUUGUGCAGAAUUUGGUUUAUUAUGUUGAACGCUCCUAUCGCACACCCGAUUUUGGCAUGUGGGAGCGUGGUUCCAAGUACAAUAAUGGCACACCAGAAAUACAUGCUUCAUCUAUAGGCAUGGCUAAAUCCGCUUUGGAAGCUAUUAACGGUUGUAAUCUGUUUGGCGAGAAGGGCGCUUCGUGGAGCGUAGUUUAUGUGGACAUUGAUGCGCACAAUCGUAAUCGCAGUAUUUUUGAGACAAUGCUGCCAAGAGAAUCCAGCUCUAAGGGUGUUGACUCUUCACUGCUGUUGACAUUAUCAUUUCCCGCCUUUGCAUCGCACGAGGAACGCUUAGUGGAGCAAACCAAGCAUAAUGUCAUUACGCGUUUGCGUGGCAAGCGUGGCUUCAAGCGUUUCAGUCGUGAUGGUUUUCUUAGCAAACUUGAAGAAAAAGAUAGACGUUACUAUCACAACGGCGAACUGAAAGAUUUCGAAGGUCACGAAUGUGAAUGGCCACUGUUUUAUAUUGAAAUGAUCAUUGAUGGCGUCUUCAAGAGCAACUCGGAGCAAAUCGAAGAAUAUCAAAAUGAAUUGCGCAAUUGCUUGCAUACCGAUGUCAAUGGUGAUCCAGUGGUCACCAUGUAUUAUGCGCCAGACGGUGAGGGUUCCUAUGUACGCUCGCCCUCGCAAACGCUUUUCCUUUGGGGACAAUCAAUGUUUAUUAUUGCGCAGCUACUAACCGCUGGUCUACUACACAUCAAUGAAUUAGAUCCAAUACGCCGUUAUCUGCCGAGCUACAAUCGCCCACGACGCGGUGGUCGUUACUCAGCAUUUCAGGGCACCGCCACCGAUUUGGUUGUGCAGAUUGUCUUAAUUGCGGAAUCGCAACGCUUGCAAGCAAUGAUGGCAACUUAUGGCAUACAAACGCAAACACCGCAUGAGGUUGAACCCGUGCAAAUUUGGUCUUCCACCGAAUUGAUUAAAGUGUAUCAACAUUUGGGUGUAAACAAUAAAGUUGGCCUAACCGGUCGUCCGGGCCGACCAGUCGGCUCCUUAGGCACGAGCAAAGUGUAUCGCAUCUGCGGCAUGACUGUACUUUGUUAUCCACUCAUUUUUGAGGUGUCCGAUUUCUAUUUGUAUCGUGACAUGGCGCUACUGAUUGACGAUAUUAAAACCGAGUUACAAUUCGUCGGCAAAUACUGGCGUCUCUCUGGACGUCCGACAGUGUGUCUGCUGAUACGCGAGGAGCAUAUGCGUGAUCCGCAAUUCAAAGAAAUGCUCAACUUGUUGGCUAUGCUAAAGAAGGGCUACUGCGAUGGCAUGAAGGUGCGCAUCGGACGUCUGCAGAAUUUGAUAAGCAGCUCAUGCAUUGAACAUCUUGACUUUAUGAACCAAAGCAAUUUGCCGGACAAUGAAAACGCUUUUGUGCAAAUCAAUCAUGAGUACAUUGGCUAUCAGUCGUUGACCGACGUGCCGAAGGCGCUGUCCUAUGUUGAGCAGAAAAUUUCGCUAGAUCACUUUAAAAACAGACCCACACAUGAAAUCAUUGACAGCAUGCGCAGUACCGAGUCCAUUUAUUGUCUCUGUCAAUUGUGGGGCAUUUUAUUGGAGCGUGAGGGCCCCAAUUUCGAAGUCAAUGGCCUGAGCGUCAAUCAAGCGCUCACACAACUCUAUCAUCGUGCCGGUUCGUUGCGUUACUGGCGCGCGGUGCGUUACUGUUCCUCUCUCCUCCAUCACAUAGUCGAUUCAAUCAGUCCGUUCAUCACCACGGUGCUGGUCAAUGGCAAGGAGUUGACUGUUGGUGUCAUAGGGCAAAAGGAGACGAACUUCGAUAAACCGAUGACACCGGCGGAGAUACAGAAUGUCAUGUACACGACAGUGCAGCCAUACAAUGUGAUACAGGCGGUGUUGCAGCAAGAGGUUGUACUGUAUUGUGGACGUUUGAUUGCCACAAACCCAUCCAUGUUUAGGGGCAUAUUGAAGAUACGCGUCGGUUGGGUUUUGGAAGCUAUGCGUCUUUACUUGCAGAUGUCUGGCCAGGAAUCGAUUGAUUUGGAAAACCUUUCUCCCUAUCAAGUGCGUAUACUCUUGCAAAAGGUGUUGACUGUUAGCGAAUGGGCUGUAGAGGAAAAACUCACCACCUUGCAACGCCGCCAAUUGGAGGGUUGCCUCUGCCGCGUACCAAAACAUUUCUACAAUAAAAUCUGGGAAAUUCUGCAACGCACACAAGGUAUUACCACACAAGGUCAUCUGUUGCCCACCGUACCAACACUUGUGAAUAUGAGUCGUGGUGAGAUCACUUUCUCAUUGUUGGUGGAAGAGACUUUAAUGUGUAUAGACUGUCCGGAAAGGCGUCAAAUCACUGUAGAACUCUUAUGCAUCAUCGCCACAAUAUUGAAUCGCAAUCCCGAGUUGCAUUUCAAGCAAGCGCUUGAUAUUGAUGACAUAAUCAGCGAGGCGUUCGGCAUGUAUUGCAAGGACAACAACAUCGAGCGUCAGAAUGACAACAACAUGCAAGCUUUCUAUGCACUCAUUUAUACCGAAACCACCGGCUAUUUGGCGCGCGCCGCUGUCAACAAAGUGCUGCAAGGUGGCGCUUUAUCUACACUCGAUGAGAAUGGCUUCUCGAAUGGCACGGAUCAUUUGCAUGAUGAGACGUGUCAUGUUUCUUAAAGCAAUAACAACAAAGCAAAAUCGUAGUUGGAUUUCCCCACGCUUGCCAAAGUUAUGAACAAUCUUUAAUCGCAAUAAGUAUACAUUAAUCUGCAUAUUUACAAUUAGUUAUAUAUAUAUACAUACGUAAGUGUAUAUGGUAUAUGCUUAUUUAGCACAUUUAGUCCAUAUUAGUUUUGAAAUCGUGAAUUUACCCACCUUGCGCGACAAUUUUGCAACCCCAAACACUUGUUGCGUAUAGCUCAACUGGUUUCUAAUUCAACUCGUUAGCAAAUCUCUCGUUAAUUGUGCUCUCUUCGUAUAUGAGUUUAGUAAGAGUAAUGCCUUUUUCUUCUAGUAAUUAUUAAAUUAUACAAAACUCUUUGUUAAACAAAAACUUUGAGAUUAUGUGUAAUUGACUUGAUACGUUUAGUAUUUGCGGAACGUUUCUUAAGAUUCGAAUUUGUUCCAAAAAUUGUUUUAAACGCAAAUGUUUUUUUAGUUUAUUUAACACGUGCCUUUUUUUCGAACGCACCCAGCUCAAAUAUACUUGUUACUUACGCAUAUUGCACAAUAUUAAUUACCAAUAUUUUCCAAAUGUGUUUACGAAAUAAAAUGUAAUAUUUUAACUGAAUUA
Messenger RNA from Bactrocera oleae (olive fruit fly), 4164 nucleotides. Its product is annotated as probable phosphorylase b kinase regulatory subunit beta. The record is from RefSeq and is a predicted model, not a curated record. Lineage: Eukaryota; Metazoa; Arthropoda; Insecta; Diptera; Tephritidae. Gene Ontology annotation, cellular component: phosphorylase kinase complex. Gene Ontology annotation, molecular function: calmodulin binding. Gene Ontology annotation, biological process: glycogen metabolic process.